Messenger RNA from Zasmidium cellare ATCC 36951, 1038 nucleotides. RefSeq lists its product as uncharacterized. The transcript has 2 exons. The coding region runs from base 1 to 1038 and encodes 345 amino acids. Gene Ontology annotation, molecular function: oxidoreductase activity, acting on the CH-OH group of donors, NAD or NADP as acceptor. Lineage: Eukaryota; Fungi; Ascomycota; Dothideomycetes; Mycosphaerellales; Mycosphaerellaceae. The record is from RefSeq and is a predicted model, not a curated record.
AUGGACGCACCAUAUAAACCCCUCCUACUGAUAACUGGGGCUUCGGGCCAUCUUGGCUUUCGAGUCCUCGUUCUGGCCCUGCAAGCCGGUUACAGAGCACGAAUCGCUCUGCGAAAGCCAGAGCAGGCGGAGAGGAUCAAGAACAGUCCGUCGGCGAGACCGUAUACUGCCGACAUCGAAGCUGUGCAAGUUCCGGAUGUGAUAGCGACAGGGGCAUACGACGAAGCUGUGAAGGGUGUCCAGCACAUCAUCCACAUCGCCAGUCCGAUGCCUACCAAAUUAGAGCAUCAGAAGGAAGAUUGGCAGGAGCUGUACUUUGAACCAGCGACAAAAGGCACGUUGAGUAUCCUGGCAGCCGCCGCCAAGUCGCCAAGUGUCAAGACUGUGAUCAUCACUUCAAGUGUCGGGAUUCUUCGAGUUCCAGAGAGCAAAGAUCGAGCUGGCCCAAACGAUCUUAUACCACGUCCUUCGGUCGAAGCUGCCAGUAAACUGGAAACGCCUGGAGAGGCCUACAUCAUGUCCAAGGUCCUUGCCCACCAUGCUGGAACAGAGUUUGUCAGUCAGAACGAGGUUGGGUACAGUCUGAUCAGAAUUCUGCCUGGCCUGAUCCAAGGCCCUCAUGAACUGGCUCAAAACGUGGGCGAUCUGUUUGCCAGCAGUAGCAUUGGAACACUCAACGCCAUGCUCGGUCAUCCGACUCGAGCCGCAAACUCGCAGGUGCUCCUCGACGAUGCAGCCAGAGCGCACGUUCUGGCUCUCGACCCAGAAAAGGGCCGAAAUGGAGACGUUAUCAUUGUUGUGGGCAACGAUGGAAACUGCACAGCCUGGGACGUCUAUGCGAGAAAUGCGGCCAAGUUCUUUCCCAGAGAAGUCGAAUCUGGUCUGUUCAAGCCGGGGACUGUGGGUAAAGUUGAGCAAAGCCUCAAGAAGUACGAAGUCGCUUCUAGCGAGGAAGUGUUGGGUUUCAAGUUUGCAGGCUUGGAUGAGAUGGCAAGAGGUGUUCUUGAGCAGUACCUUGAAUUGCGUCGACAGUCGUAG